GCAGGCGCGGCUGUGCGGCAGCGGAAGUCCUUUGUUGCAGCACAGUCCCUGGCAGAGCCAGAGCCUUUCCGCGCAGCCCAGCCCGAGCGCCGCACGCCGCCGCCACUGCAGCUUACGGCCCUUUCGCCUCCGCCCGCCUUUCCCGCGGCUGAUUUGCCUUAAACUCCUUAAAAUCUCCCCAGCCCAGGUUCCUGCUGCGGCCGGUCUCUCAUUAAUAGAAGAUGGCAAAGCCCAGCCACAGCAGCUACGUCCUUCAGCAGCUAAACAACCAAAGGGAAUGGGGUUUUCUCUGUGACUGUUGUAUUGCAAUUGAUGACAUUUACUUUCAAGCACACAAAGCAGUUCUAGCUGCCUGUAGCUCCUAUUUUAGAAUGUUUUUCAUGAACCAUCAGCAUAGUACUGCACAACUGAAUCUCAGCAACAUGAAAAUUAGUGCCGAGUGUUUUGAUCUCAUUUUGCAAUUUAUGUAUUUAGGAAAAAUUAUGACAGCUCCCUCCAGUUUUGAACAGUUUAAAGUGGCAAUGAACUACCUACAGCUGUACAAUGUUCCUGACUGCUUAGAAGACAUACAGGAUGCAGAUUGUUCUAGUUCAAAAUGUUCAUCUUCUGCUUCCAGCAAACAGAACAGCAAAAUGAUAUUUGGGGUAAGAAUGUAUGAAGACACUGUGGCUAGAAAUGGCAAUGAGGCCAACAGGUGGUGUGCAGAGCCAAGUUCAACAGUAAAUACACCACACAAUAGAGAGCCUGAUGAAGAGUCUUUACAAUUAGGUAAUUUUCCUGAACCACUAUUUGAUGUAUGUAAAAAAAGUUCUGUGUCCAAAUUAUCUACUUCAAAAGAACGUGUGUCACGACGCUUUGGACGGAGUUUUACCUGUGAUAGCUGUGGAUUUGGCUUUAGCUGUGAAAAAUUAUUAGAUGAGCAUGUGCUAACCUGUACGAACAGACAUUCAUACCAAAACACAAGAUCUUACCACAGAAUAGUAGAUAUUAGAGAUGGAAAAGAUAGUAACAUCAAAGCUGAAUUUGGUGAAAAGGAUUCUUCCAAAACAUUUUCUGCACAGACGGACAAAUACAGAGGAGACACGAGCCAGGCUGCUGAUGAUUCAGCCUCAACCACUGGAAGCAGAAAAAGUAGCACAGUGGAGUCUGAAAUAGCCAGUGAAGAAAAAAGCAGAGCUGCUGAGAGGAAAAGAAUCAUUAUCAAGAUGGAGCCAGAAGACAUUCCUACAGAUGAACUGAAAGACUUUAACAUUAUUAAAGUUACUGAUAAAGACUGUAAUGAAUCCACUGACAAUGAUGAAUUAGAAGAUGAACCUGAAGAGCCAUUUUAUAGAUAUUACGUUGAAGAAGAUGUUGGCAUUAAAAAAAGUGGUAGGAAAACUCUAAAACCUCGGAUGUCAAUAAAUGCUGAUGAAAGAGGUGGUUUAGAAAACAUGAGGCCUGCUAACAACAGCAGUCCAGUACAAGAGGAUACUGAAAAUGCUUCUUGUGAGCUGUGUGGACUCACAAUAACGGAGGAGGAUCUGUCAUCUCAUUACUUAGCCAAACACAUUGAAAAUAUCUGUGCAUGUGGGAAAUGUGGACAAAUACUUGUCAAGGGUAGACAACUUCAGGAACAUGCUCAAAGAUGUGGAGAACCCCAAGAUCUGACAAUGAAUGGGUUAGGAAGUACUGAAGAGAAAAUGGACAUGGAAGAGAAUACUGAUGAGCAGUCUGAAAUAAGAGAUAUGUUUGUUGAAAUGUUGGAUGAUUUUAGGGACAAUCAUUACCAAAUAAACAGUAUCCAAAAAAAGCAGUUAUUUAAACAUUCUGCCUGUCCUUUUCGAUGUCCUAAUUGUGGCCAGCGUUUUGAAACUGAAAAUCUAGUAGUUGAACAUAUGUCUAGCUGCCUAGAUCAAGAUAUGUUUAAGAAUGCCAUUAUGGAAGAAAAUGAAAGAGAUCACAGACGAAAACAUUUCUGUAACCUAUGUGGAAAAGGCUUUUAUCAGCGGUGUCACUUAAGAGAACAUUAUACUGUUCAUACUAAGGAGAAACAGUUUGUCUGUCAGACAUGUGGAAAGCAGUUUUUAAGAGAACGUCAGUUGCGACUGCACAAUGAUAUGCACAAAGGCAUGGCCAGUGGUGAAAUAGGGCCUUCUAAACUUCUGGAGAAGUGAAAGAUCUGAAUUUGGAGAGGACAUGGGGAAGAAUCAAUCUUCAGCAGAUAAUCUUUAAGUGCAGACCCAGGAAUAUCAGAUCUGAAGUGGCACCAUCUUUUCUGUCUUCCUGACAAACUUCAUCAACCCCAAAAGUUCCAGUUGAAAAGAUCCAAGAAAACUCAGUAAAGAUCACUUUGGAAUCACUUUGUUGUAACAAAAUUGAUUCAUAGUGACUCUCCUAGUAUUUGUGGAAAAUCUGCUAAAGAAAAGUAACUAGAAAAUUCAUAUGACAUCAGUGGUUAAAGCUACACUAAAAUGAAACUUCACAUGCUAAUUAUCUCCAAUAGUCCUUUCUAAAAUAAAAGGGCUUGCUAGGCUACUGUAAAUACAUUACAAAGAGAGAUAAUCACAUACCUGUAUAAACACAUAUAUAAUUCUAAACUUAAAAUAACCAGAAUUAUAGCUUACAGAUUAUGAAAUGUAGUUAGGCAAUUUAAAAAGUUACACCCAAAAAUCUGUAGAGUAGAAGUAAAAAGAAGUGGGUACACAAAAAAAUCUUCAAGAUCAACGUUUUAACAAAAUAAUCUAGUUAUUACUCACUGUAAAAUAACACUUGCCCUU
Cynocephalus volans (Philippine flying lemur) is the source of this 2759-nucleotide messenger RNA. It is a transcript of the gene ZBTB1, whose product is annotated as zinc finger and BTB domain containing 1. The transcript is spliced from 3 exons. Lineage: Eukaryota; Metazoa; Chordata; Mammalia; Dermoptera; Cynocephalidae. Gene Ontology annotation, molecular function: protein binding; DNA-binding transcription factor activity, RNA polymerase II-specific. The record is from RefSeq and is a predicted model, not a curated record. Gene Ontology annotation, cellular component: nucleus. Gene Ontology annotation, biological process: regulation of transcription by RNA polymerase II. Bases 222 to 2156 code for a protein of 644 amino acids.